This is a messenger RNA of Vigna angularis (adzuki bean), 1932 nucleotides long. RefSeq lists its product as uncharacterized. Gene Ontology annotation, molecular function: zinc ion binding; nucleic acid binding. Lineage: Eukaryota; Viridiplantae; Streptophyta; Magnoliopsida; Fabales; Fabaceae. Bases 1 to 1932 code for a protein of 643 amino acids. The transcript has a single exon. The record is from RefSeq and is a predicted model, not a curated record.
AUGGAGAGAGUCUACAACGCCAAGAGGUGCCCUGACGAAAACAGGUUGUCCUAUACUGAGUAUCUUUUGACUGGAGAGGCAAGCCACUGGUGGAACAGUGCACGGAUGAUCUUGGAGGGAACUAGAACCCCUAUCACAUGGGACUUAUUUAAGAGGAAGUUCUAUAGGGAAUACUUCCCUGACACUCUUAGAUACGCUAAGGAAGUCGAGUUUUUGGAGCUAGUGCAGGGAAAUAUGUCGGUAUCUGAGUAUACUGACCGCUUCAAACAUCUUCUUAGAUUUAACACCAUGACAGUGGAUGAAGAGUGGCAAUGUCGCAAGUUUGAAAACGGGUUGCGCGGUGACAUCAAGCUCUUGGUGAGAGGUCACCGUCUGAGGGAGUUUCCAGCUCUUGUGGAGAUGGCUAGGGAUAUGGAGAAGACAAAGAGAGAAGCUGAGGGAUACCCGAGCCGUCAGGCCCAGCCACUGAGGGUUGGGGGACCAGCCAUGUCUAGAGGUGGGUCCAGUUCCAGGAAGACACCAUACUCCAGAUCUUCUUCUUCUUCUCGUAGUUCUGGAGGAUCUUCUCAGCCUUCUGUUCAGCCGAGCCAGUCCUCAUCUAUGAGUGGCGUGAGAUGCUAUGGAUGUGGCGGUUCGCACUACUUGUCUUCAUGUCCCCAGAGGACUAAUUUUCGGAGGUGCAACCGAUGCCACAAGGAGGGCCACUAUGAGCGUGACUGCCCUAUGGGUAGGAGAGCUACUUCCCAGCCACAGCAUGCAGGGAGAUCUCAGCACAGAGGUGGCAUCAGACCUCAGGCCACUGGACGUGUUUAUGCACUGACAGGGACAGAAGCAGCUAGCUCAGGUGAUUUGAUUUUCGGUACAUGUGUAUUGGGUGGUAGAUCUUGCAUGGUGUUGUUUGACUCUGGAGCGACACACUCAUUUGUGUCUGAGACUUGUGCUAGAGAGUUGGGGUUACCAGUGAGAGAGCUACAGUAUGACUUGACUGUAUCUACUCCUACUUCUGGGAUAGUGAAGACAUCUACAGUUUGUGUUAGAAGUUCUGUAGUGGUUGAGGGGCGUCAGUACAAGGUAAACUUGAUAUGUUUGCCUUUGCAGGGUUUGGAUGUCAUCCUAGGGAUGGAUUGGCUGUCUGUCAAUCGUAUUCUCAUUGAUUGUGGGGAGAAGAAGCUAGUAUUUCCCAAUGAGGAGGAUUACCCACCUCUGACUCUUGGUGUGUUGAGGCAAGACCUAAUAGAAGGUGCAUGUUGUUUCUUGAUACUAUCACACAUGGAAGUAAAGCAAGGAGAUUCUGACGUAGACCUCUCGGUAGUCAGUGAAUUUCUAGAUGUGUUUCCUGAGGAGAUUCCUGGCUUACCUCCUCCAAGAGAGGUAGAGUUUUCCAUAGACAUUGUAUCGGGAGCAGGGCCUAUCUCUAUAGCCCCAUAUCGCAUGGCACCAGCCGAAUUGGCCGAUUUGAAAAAGCAGAUUGAAGAGUUGUUGGAGAAACAGUUCAUCCGGCCUAGUGUUUCUCCUUGGGGUGCGCCGGUAUUACUGGUAAAGAAGAAGGAUGGCAGUUCAAGAUUGUGUGUGGAUUAUAGGCAACUUAACAAAUUAACCAUCAAGAAUAAGUACCCUUUGCCUAGAAUUGAUGAUUUGAUGGAUCAGCUACAUGGGGCAGUUGUGUUUUCCAAGAUUGAUCUACGGUCCGGCUAUCACCAAAUAUUAGUUAAGGCUGAUGAUGUUCAGAAGACAGCUUUUAGAUCCAGAUAUGGCCAUUACGAGUAUGUGGUCAUGCCCUUUGGUGUGACUAACGCCCCUGCCAUAUUCAUGGAUUACAUGAAUAGGAUUUUCCGACCUUUCUUAGAUAAAUUCGUUGUCGUCUUCAUAGAUGACAUUCUAAUAUAUUCUAAGAGUGAGGAAGAACAUGUAUACCAAAUGAUGGAGAGCUGA